AUGUCGUUGGUAACCCCGUUACAAUUUUCUACAGUUCAGCCAAACUUGUAUAGAGGAUCAUAUCCACGAGAAAUCAAUUUCUCAUUCUUAAGAACCCUUCGAUUAAAAUACGUGCUGUCAUUGACACCGGAACCUCUGGAUAAUGAUCCCCAAAUGCUUAAGUUUUGUGAAGAGAACAACAUUAAGACAAUUCAUAUUGAAUGUCAAAGCGAAAGGAAGACAGACAAGACUAAACCCAAAAUCAAAAGGAAAAAGAAAACUGUUCCCAUUGAAUAUGACGUGGUGGUACGAUGUGUUAAGUUUUUAAUUGACAAAAGACAUUAUCCCUGUUAUAUGCACUGUACAAACGGUGAACUAAUAAUAUCCCUUGUUGUUGCCUGUAUGAGGAAGUUUUCAUAUUGGAGCACGGUAUCCAUAUUAAAUGAAUUUUUGGUAUACAAUUCCAGUAUUAAUAUUCAUGAAAGGAAUUUCGUUGAAAAUUUCAAGUCUGAAAUCGAAGUUGAUAAUUUGGAUAUAAAGGAUAAAGUUCCCUGGAUCACAGUGCGAUAUAUUGCACGAGCACCCGUAGAAUCAAAAGAUGAUGCACAAACCGAAGACGCCAACACAUCUGAAAAGGUUGCGAGAGUGAGCAGUGUGCCCAAUAUGCUGCCAAAAUUGAAAUUUCAUAGUAUGUAG
This is a messenger RNA of Saccharomyces eubayanus, 675 nucleotides long. RefSeq names its product protein-tyrosine-phosphatase (gene OCA6). Gene Ontology annotation, biological process: protein dephosphorylation. Gene Ontology annotation, molecular function: phosphatase activity. The record is from RefSeq and is a predicted model, not a curated record. Bases 1 to 675 code for a protein of 224 amino acids. NCBI's taxonomy places the organism in Eukaryota, Fungi, Ascomycota, Saccharomycetes, Saccharomycetales, Saccharomycetaceae. The transcript has a single exon.